CUCGUCGUCUCGUAAUCCAGUGUAAUCUCGCGAGAUGAGAGUUGGGAGCGGGCGUCUGAUGUUUGUGUUGAUUCCGGCCGCAGCGCGGAGUUAAUUCUGCGUUGUUAUUGUUUUGUUUUAGAUAAUAAAAAUUAAAAAAAGAGAGAAAUAUUAUUGUAUUUAAUACAGUAAAUAUAUAAUCCGGUAUUACAGCGAGGCGGGUGAGGUUUCAUUGAUUUUUUUGGCGCGGCUAAGCGUCUGUCUGCGUUGUUUUCAGUCCUGGUCGGGGGGGACUCGGAACGCAGAAAUGGGAUAUCUAAAAUUAAUCGAGAUCGAAAACUUCAAAUCCUACAAGGGGCGCCAGAUCAUCGGACCGUUCCACAAAUUCACAGCGAUCAUCGGACCAAAUGGAUCCGGCAAGUCUAACCUGAUGGACGCGAUCAGCUUCGUCCUGGCUGAGAAGACCAGCAACCUGCGAGUGAAGACUCUGAAGGACCUGAUCCAUGGGGCGCCCGUGGGCAAACCGGCCGCCAACAGGGCCUUCGUGAGCAUGACCUACCAGGAGGACAGCGGAGAGGACAAGAACUUCACCAGGGUCAUCAUCGGCUCCUCCUCGGAGUACAGGAUCAAUUCCAAGCCCGUGGGUCUCAGUGAGUACAGCGAGGAGCUGGAGAAGCUGGGGAUUCUCAUCAAGGCCAGGAACUUCCUGGUGUUCCAGGGUGCGGUGGAGUCCAUCGCGAUGAAGAACCCGAAGGAGCGCACGGCUCUGUUCGAGGAGAUCUCUCGCUCGGGGGACCUGGCUCAAGAGUAUGAGAAGAGGAAGAAGGAGAUGGUGCGAGCGGAGGAGGACACGCAGUUCAACUACCACCGCAAGAAGAACAUCGCGGCCGAGAGGAAGGAGGCCAAGCAGGAGAAGGAGGAGGCGGAGCGGUACCAGCGUCUGAAGGACGAGCUGGUUCGGGCCCACGUGCAGAUGCAGCUCUUCAAGCUCUACCACAACGAGUGCGAGAUCGAGAAGAUGUCCAAGGAGCUGGCGCAGCGCAACAAGGAGAUCGACAAGGACCGCAAGAGAAUGGACCGGGUGGAAGAGGAGCUGAAGGACAAGAAGAAGGAGCUGGGCCGCAUGAUGAGGGAGCAGCAGACUGUGGAGAAAGAGAUCAAGGAGAAGGACUCUGAGCUGAAUCAGAAGCGACCGCAGUACAUCAAGGCGAAGGAGAACACGGCGCACAAGAUCAAGAAGCUGGAGGCAGCGCGGAAAUCCCUGCAGAACGCGCAGAAGCAGUACAAGAAACGCAACGGGGACAUGGAGGAGCUGGACAAGGAGAUGGGAGCCGUGGAGACCAGCAGGCAGGAGUUCGAGGAGAGGAUGGAGGAGGAGGCACAGAGCCAGGGGCAGGACCUCACACUGGAGGAGAACCAGGUGAAGCAGUACCAUCGUCUGAAGGAGGAGGCCAGCAAGCGGGCCGCCACGCUGGCUCAGGAACUGGAGAAGUUCAACCGGGACCAGAAAGCGGACCAGGACCGACUGGACCUGGAGGAGAGGAAGAAGAUCGAGACGGAGGCCAAAAUCAAGCAGAAGCUGCGUGAGAUUGAGGAGAACCAGAAGAGGAUUGAGAAGCUGGAGGAUUACAUCAGCACCAGCAGGCAGUCCCUGGAGGAGCAGGUGCAGCAGGAGGGCUCCCUGACGGAGGAGGUGGAGCAGGCGAAGAGACGCAUCGACGAGAUCAACUCGGAGCUGAACCAGGUGAUGGAGCAGCUGGGAGACGCUCGCCUCGACAGACAGGAGAGCAGCCGCCAGCAACGCAAAGCCGAGAUCAUGGAGAGCAUCAAGAGGCUGUACCCGGGCUCCGUGUACGGGCGUCUCAUCGAUCUCUGCCAGCCCACUCAGAAGAAGUUCCAGAUCGCAGUGACCAAGGUGCUGGGCAAGAACAUGGACGCCAUCAUCGUGGACUCUGAGAAGACCGGCAGAGACUGCAUCCAGUACAUCAAGGAGCAGCGAGGAGAGCCCGAGACAUUCCUGCCACUGGACUACCUGGAGGUGAAGCCCACGGAUGAGAAGCUGCGAGAGUUGCGCGGGGCAAAGCUGGUGAUCGAUGUGAUUCGUUACGAGCCCCCGCACAUUAAGAAGGCUCUGCAGUACGCCUGCGGGAACGCGCUGGUGUGUGAGAACGUGGAGGACGCGCGCAGGAUCGCAUUCGGGGGCCCGUACCGCCACAAGACGGUGGCUCUGGACGGCACUCUGUUCCAGAAGUCCGGUGUGAUCUCGGGGGGAGCCAGCGACCUGAAGGCCAAGGCGCGGCGCUGGGACGAGAAAGCUGUCGACAAGCUGAAGGACAAGAAAGAGAAACUCACGGAGGAGCUGAAGGAGCAGAUGAAGGCCAAACGCAAGGAGGCGGAGCUUCGGCAGGUCCAAUCACAGGCUCACGGGCUGCAGAUGAGACUGAAGUACUCUCAGAGCGACCUGGAGCAAACCAAGACCCGGCACCUGUCACUCAACAUGCAGGAGAAGUCGAAGCUGGAGAGCGAGCUGGCAAACUUCGGGCCGCGAAUCAACGACAUCAAGAGAAUCGUCCAGUCGAGAGAGAAGGAGAUGAAAGAGCUGCGAGAUCGCAUGAACCUGGUGGAGGACGAGGUGUUUGUGGAUUUCUGCGAGGAGAUCGGAGUGCGCAACAUCCGAGAGUUCGAGGAGGAGAAAGUGAAGAGACAGAACGAGAUCGCCAAGAAACGGCUGGAGUUUGAGAACCAGAAGACCCGGCUGGGGAUCCAGCUGGACUACGAGCGGAACCAGCUGAAGGAGGACCAGGAGAAGGUGCAGAUGUGGGAGCAGACCGUGAAGAAGGACGAGAGCGAGAUCGAGAAGAUGAAGAAGGAGGAGCAGAGACACAUGAAGAUCAUUGAUGAGACGAUGGCUCAGCUGCAGGAUCUGAAGAAUCAGCACCUGACCAAGAAAUCGGAGGUGAACGACAAGAACCACGAGAUGGAGGAGAUCAGGAAGAAGCUGGGGGGAGCCAACAAGGAGAUGACUCACCUGCAGAAGGAGGUGACUGCGAUCGAGACGAAGCUGGAGCAGAAACGCAGUGACCGACACAACCUGCUGCAGGCCUGCAAGAUGCAGGACAUCAAACUGCCCCUGCGGUCCGGGAGCAUGGAGGACAUCAGCCAAGAGGAGGAGGAGGCAGUCAGCAGUUCUCAGAAGGCCUCCAGCAGCCUCCUUGCGAAGGAAGCGUUGAUCGAGAUUGAUUACAGCGACCUGACAGAGGACCUGCGGGAUGCCCAGUCGGAUGAUGAGAUCAGGAUGGAGAUGCACGCCCUGCAACAGAAGCUGAACGAGCAUCAGAGCAUCCUGCAGAGGAUCUCCGCCCCCAACAUGAAGGCCGUGGAGAAACUGGAGAGCGUGCGGGACAAGUUCCAGGAGACCAGCGAUGAGUUUGAAGCGGCUCGUAAACGCGCUAAGAAAGCCAAGCAGGCGUUUGAGCAGAUCAAGAAGGAGCGCUUUGACCGCUUCAACGCCUGCUUCGAAUCCGUGGCGACGAACAUCGAUGAGAUCUACAAAGCACUGUCCCGAAACAGCAGCGCCCAG
Acipenser ruthenus (sterlet) is the source of this 3559-nucleotide messenger RNA. RefSeq names its product structural maintenance of chromosomes protein 1A. Gene Ontology annotation, cellular component: nucleus; chromosome; cohesin complex. The record is from RefSeq and is a predicted model, not a curated record. Gene Ontology annotation, biological process: sister chromatid cohesion. Gene Ontology annotation, molecular function: ATP hydrolysis activity; DNA binding; protein binding. Lineage: Eukaryota; Metazoa; Chordata; Actinopteri; Acipenseriformes; Acipenseridae.